AUGCUCGCCAGAAAGAAACUGCUCGGCGACUACCAUGUGGGGAAAACCAUCGGCCAGGGCGCUUUCUCAAAAGUCAAGAUCGGAUACCACCGGGAAACCGGGCAAAAGAAGGAAAAGCAGGAGGAGAAGGAAAAGCAAAAUAGUGACAAAGCCGCGGGAGAAAAGUCGUUCGUGUCGUCCCUCCAGCCGGAAGUUCAGCUGCUGAUGAGACUCGACCAUCCAAACGUCAUCACGCUCUACCAAGUCAUGGAGACCGAGGACGAGUGCUUUGUGAUCAUGGAGUAUGCCUCGGGCGGCGAGCUAAUCGACUACAUCGCUGCCCGAAGCCGGCUAACAGAGAAGGAAGCUCGCAAGUUCUUCCGCCAGAUCAUAUCCGCCAUGGAUCACUGCCACCAAGCCAACGUCGUCCAUCGCGACCUCAAGCUUGAAAAUCUACUCCUCAACUCUGACAGAAACAUCCUCAUUUCGGACUUUGGUCUCGGCCGCACCUUUACGUCGGACCAGGACGACUACAUGAAGACUUUCUGUGGCACGCCCAACUAUGCCGCCGUCGAGCUGAUCUCUGGAAUCCCAUACAUAGGCGUCAAGUCGGAUGUUUGGGCCAUGGGGGUUGUGCUCUACGUCAUGAUGACAGGCAGACCGCCUUUUGUGGGCGAAAACAUAUCGGCGCUGUAUUCCAAAAUCAAAGCCGUGGACUACAAAUGUCCGGACUACUUUUCGCCAGAGCUGCGCAAAUUGCUUUCCAGAAUUCUGGUGCGUGAUCCCAAGGCUCGCAUCGACAUGGAGGGACUGCGAAACGAUCCGUGGGUCAACUUUGAA
Polychytrium aggregatum is the source of this 819-nucleotide messenger RNA. Its product is annotated as kinase-like domain-containing protein. Gene Ontology annotation, molecular function: ATP binding; protein serine/threonine kinase activity. Lineage: Eukaryota; Fungi; Chytridiomycota; Chytridiomycetes; Polychytriales. The transcript has 5 exons. Gene Ontology annotation, cellular component: cytoplasm. The record is from RefSeq and is a predicted model, not a curated record. Gene Ontology annotation, biological process: intracellular signal transduction; protein phosphorylation. The annotation marks the transcript as partial.